Molecule: messenger RNA, 570 nt
Organism: Acaulospora colombiana
Lineage: Eukaryota; Fungi; Glomeromycota; Glomeromycetes; Diversisporales; Acaulosporaceae
Source: the annotation of a GenBank genome assembly
CCGAAGCUCGAGAACGAGAAGUGUUGUCCAUCAGGAUGGAACUCCUCGGCGGUGAUCAUCCCCAGACUAUAAGGGCUUUAGUUGAUCUGGCCAAUACAUUUUGCAAGCAAGGACAGGUUUUAAAGGCCUCAAAAUUGCUCCAUGGUUCAUUAAACGAUUUCCGGGCAUCCACUUUCAAGGCAACGGAAUUCUGUGACUUGAUGACCAUGUGGGAGUUUGGACUUUGUACUGCCCAUAUCUUGACCUCCAAUUACGAGUCUGAUAAAGCGGAAGAAAUAUUGGAGACAUGCUAUGCAAGUUCAGUUCGGAGUUAUGGAGAGAACCACACCUCUUCCAUCGAUAUUCAACUAAAUAUUGUCGAUUUGUACGUAGACAGAGGGCGGUUACUCCAAGCAGAGCGAACAUUAUUGAAAAUCCAAAAAUUAUGUCAAUUUCGAUUGGGACCCGGCACUCCAUAUACUACAAAGGUUCAACAUAAACUUGCAUCGGUAUACCUUGAACAGGGACGCCUACUCGAAGCUGAAGAACUGUUAUCUAACUUGCUGGCCUGUCGAAACAAGAUCUUGGGUG